Messenger RNA from Dermatophagoides pteronyssinus (European house dust mite), 3160 nucleotides. RefSeq lists its product as uncharacterized. Gene Ontology annotation, molecular function: ATP binding; valine-tRNA ligase activity; aminoacyl-tRNA deacylase activity. Gene Ontology annotation, biological process: valyl-tRNA aminoacylation. NCBI's taxonomy places the organism in Eukaryota, Metazoa, Arthropoda, Arachnida, Sarcoptiformes, Pyroglyphidae. Gene Ontology annotation, cellular component: cytosol. The record is from RefSeq and is a predicted model, not a curated record.
UUUUUUUUAUUUUUUUGGAUCGCGCGCGGUCAAACAAUUUGGAUAUUUAAUCAUAAUGCUAAAACUAUGUUUUCAUUCUAUCGUUUCAAAAAACUCUAUAUUUUCGAAUUCAAAAAGACUUUGUAAUGGAUCAGGAAUUGACCAAAAAAUAAUAGAUUAUCUAUCCAAAUUUCCGAAUACAUAUGUGCAAGAAAAUAGUGAAAAGUUUUGGUCAUCAAUAUGGGAACAACGUGAAUUAUUUGUCAAUAAGGAUGCAGAGCCAAAAUUUCGUCUUUUAUUGCCGCCACCUAAUAUCACUGGUUCACUGCAUCUAGGUCAUUCAUUGACUGUUGCAAUCCAGGAUGCCUUAUGUCGAUAUCAUCGAAUGAAUGGUGAAACUGUUCAAUGGUAUGGUGGCACCGAUCAUGCCGGAAUUGCUACUCAGAUUAUCAUUGAAAAACUUCUAUGGGCCAAAUAUGGCAAAAAUAGGCAGGAUGUCUCUCGUGAAGAAUUUGAUUCUAUUUUUGAGAAAUGGAAACAAGAACGAAUUUAUGACAUUGAACGGCAGCUUAAAUCGCUGGGAGUUUCGAUCGAUUUUCAAUCCAAUUAUUUCACUUUGUCGCCAGAAAUGUCUAGAAAUGUAAAUCGAGCUUUUAUCGAAUUAUUUAAUCGUGGAAUGAUAUAUCGAGCUUCUUAUAUGGUGAAUUGGUCUUAUUAUCUGCAAUCAACAUUGUCGGAUAUUGAAGUUGAACAUAAAUUCAUAUCGGGUCCGACAGAAUAUAAAGUACCUGGUUGUGAUGAACCUUUUCAACUUGGUGUUUUACAUUAUUUCAAAUAUCCUUUAGAAGAUAUUGAUUCGAACGAGUUUGUUACGAUAGCCACUACAAGAAUUGAAUCAAUUAUGGGCGAUGUAGCCCUGGCUGUUAACCCUAAUGAUACACGUCAUGCCCAUUUGAUAGGAAAAUUUGCAUUUAACCCAUUUACCAAUGAAAAAAUGCCAAUUAUAGCUGAAGAAAGUGUGAAACCAGAUUUCGGGACCGGUGUACUCAAAUUAACACCUGCUCAUAGUUCCAUUGAUCAUGAAAUAGCCCUCCGACAUAAUCUUCCUUUGAAAACCAUUUUCAAUGAUCAAGGUCUUAUUGACUGUGAUUAUAAACCAUUGAACAACGUACAUCGAUAUUUAGCUAAAGAACUAGUCAAACAUGAGCUUAUUAAACGAGAUUUAUAUUGUGGCUCAAAAGAUCAUGGACACUGGCUACCGAUUUGUUCUCGAAGUGGUGAUAUAAUCGAAUCGCGCGUUGUACCUCAAUGGUUUCUGAAAACAGAUGAUGCUCGAUAUGCUGCCGAAUUCGUGGCCAAUCGUGACAAUCUUUCUGAAUCAUCCAAAGACUUUUGGAAAAAAAUAAGUAAAAAUCUAGAUGAAAAUAGUCGAAAUAUGGCUAUCAUUCCAUCAGGCUAUCGAAAUACUUGGAAAGAUUGGUUUAGUCGAUAUAAAGAUUGGUGCAUUUCUCGUCAAAUAUAUUGGGGACAUCAAAUACCUGCAUAUGAGGUUAUUCUUUCUUCAAAGCCAACCAAUAUCUGGAUAGCUGCAAUGAACGAAGAACAAGCCUUGAAUGUGGCUUGUGAAAAACAUGGUUUUCAAAAAGAGGAAAUCAAAUUGCGUCGUGAUCAAGAUGUCUUGGACACAUGGUUUUCAUCAGCAUUAUUGCCACUUGCCGUAACUGGUUGGUUUGAAUCAAAACGUUUUCAAGAUCUUCCACUUUCAUUAAUGGAAACUGGUCAUGAUAUCAUUUUCUUUUGGGUAGCAAGAAUGUCUUUAAUUUCAUUAAUGUUAUCGGGUCGUUUGCCAUUCGACAAAGUAUUAUUGCAUGGAAUGAUAUGUGAUGAAAAAGGAAAAAAAAUGUCCAAAUCAAAAGCCAAUGUUGUUGAUCCUCUUCAUCUGAUCGAAGGAGCGUCAUUUGAUCAAGUUUUGCAACAGAAUAAAGAUUAUUUUGAUUCUGGUUUGAUAACACGUGAAAAGUUCACUCAAGUAAUGAAUAGAUUGAUUAAAACCAUACCGAAAGGUAUUCCUGUAUGUGGAGCAGACAUGCUGCGAUUAUCUUUGCUUCAAUCACGAUUCAAGGAACAAAAUAUCAAAUUUGAUUUGCAAAAAACUAUUAAAAAACGCGUGUUCGCUAACAAAAUGCAUCAAACCCUUCGCUUUAUUUUGAUCAAUUUGACGGAUGAAUUCAAAGAAGAAUCAACAUUUGUUACCAAUACAAAUAAUCUUUCAAAAGUGGACAAGUGGAUUUUAUUCAAAUUGGCAGAUUUGGUGAAUCAUUGUCGAUUAUCAUUUGAUUCCUACGAUCUUCAUCAUUCGGCCAGAAAAAUUGAACAAUUCUGGACUGAUCAUUUAUGUGAUGUUUAUUUGGAAAGUAUCAAAAAAGACAUUGUUGACAGAACGGAGUCUUAUGCAAAAUCCAUGAAUGUUAUGCUAUACGUAGUUCGACAAACUCUCAAAUUAAUUCAUCCCUUCAUGCCAUUUAUAACUGAGAAUUUGUUUCAACAGUUAGAAUAUCGCCUCUCUCCUAAUUACUCUUAUCGUAGCAUUUUAGAAUUGGAAUAUCCAAAAGUGAAAAACGAUCAAGUUCUUAUAAAUUUUGAUUUUUCUAUCGAAAACGAUAUGGAAAAAGUUAUCGAAAUCACAAAGAAAAUUCGCUGGUUCAAACAACAUUUCCAUAUUCCUAAAGAUUCUGCAAUAGAAACGAUAAGAAUAGCUUCUUUACAUAGGAAUUUAUUCGAUUUUCAAUCACUAAUCAAAUCUUCUAUCAAAAUCGAUAACUGCUCAAUUGAAUUUGUGAACCUUUACGAUAUUUAUAAAUAUGAUGAUUGUUAUUGCGUCAAAGUCGAUAUUAAUAAUAGCAAUCGAUUCGAAAAAAGUGACGACAGUACUUCUAGUAGUGAUUCAGAUGAAGAAACUUUAACUACAUCAAAUUCGCUCAAAUGGGAUGAAAUCUACAUAUUGUUUUCGAUUAAUCAUGAACAACUAAAAUUGAAAUUAAUGGAAAAAUUUAAAAAUAAUCAAACAAAUAAAUGUGAUCAAUUAAUGGCCGAAAUGGAUUUAUUUCAUUUUGAAAAUUUUACAAAAAAUUAUAAAAAACUAACAAAAAUAGUUAGCUAAAUAAAAUAAUUAUAAAUCAUA